GAUUCAUACUGCUGUUUUUCUUGACUUUCAUUCUUUUCCUUUAGAUCAGAUCCAGACUCUAGCCAUGAUGAGGUUAAUUUUGCUCGUUCUAUCCGCCACGGCGGCGCUUACCUCGCCUCUUCGCCGAAGCGCAGCGAAGUUAUCGCCUGUUACGCGUAAUGGAACUACCCUAUUAGUUGACGGCAAGGCUUGGAAAGCUGUUGGUCCAAAUGUCUACUGGUUAGGCCUUGAUGAGAAUGUGACGCCACCGGAGGGUGAGCCGUUUUACGCCCCCACUAAGGCCAGUUACCCUACCAAAGAACGUAUCACCGAAGUGAUGGCGACAGUGCAGGCUUUGGGAGGAACAAUGAUCCGCGGGCACACACUGGGUAUCAGCACUGGGAACCCCCUAAGUGUUGUGCCCGAACCAGGAGUUGUUAACGAGAGAGCCUUCGAACCAAUUGACUGGGCCGUCUAUCAAGCUGGAGUUUAUGGUGUCAGGUUGCUCAUACCGCUAGUAGACAAUUAUGACUACUAUCAUGGAGGGAAAUACAACUUCCUUCGAUGGGGAGGUUUCGACCUUAACCAGAGGAGGGAUGAAAAAAAUCCUCAAGUUCAACAGUUCUAUACUAACGAAACCAUCGUUGCAACCUUCAAAGAUUAUGUCAAGACGAUCAUUACACACAGGAACCAGUACAAUAACUUGACCUUCGCCGAGGACCCUACGAUCUUCGCAUAUGAGACAGGUAAUGAACUUCUUGGUCCUGUCUGGGGUGAUAUGAACUCGCCAGCGGAUUGGGUCCAGGAUAUCGCGAAAUAUGUUAAGAGCCUUGCUCCGCAGAAGCUCGUCGUUGAUGGAACAUAUGGCGUCAACAGCACUCAUUUAGGCAUCGAGGAAGUUGACAUUUUCUCCGACCAUAUGUACCCUGUCGACACAACCAAACUUCAAAACGACAUCAAAUUAGUCGAAACAGCCGAAAAACCUUUAUUCAUUGGUGAAUAUGAUUGGGUAGGUGGAAAUACUGCGAAUCUGCAAUCAAUGUUCAAGGCCAUUGAGGAGAGCCCGGUUAUUGUCGGCGACACUUUCUGGAGUCAAUUCGGACAUAAUGCUCCGGACUGUACUGCCUACGUGGAUCAUAGCGAUGGUCUCGCCUUACAAUAUGGAAACCCGAAGAAUACCGCGAACCAAAAUAGCCGGAUUCAACUCAUCAGGAAGCACUUCAUUGCCAUGAGCCAGGGUAAAGAGAUUGCGGCGGACGAGCCUUUGCCUGCUGUGCCGUGCCCGGCUCCUACAUCUCCAUCGUCUCGUUAAGAUUAUAGCAAUACUUAAAAACGAAACGAUAGAAAGCUAGCUUUGUCAUGAAUUGUGCAGAUAGUCUCACG
Molecule: messenger RNA, 1362 nt
Organism: Hypoxylon trugodes
Lineage: Eukaryota; Fungi; Ascomycota; Sordariomycetes; Xylariales; Hypoxylaceae
Product: glycoside hydrolase family 5 protein
Exons: 4
Coding region: 65-1291 (408 amino acids)
Molecular function (GO): hydrolase activity, hydrolyzing O-glycosyl compounds
Source: RefSeq, a predicted model, not a curated record